This is a messenger RNA of Cornus florida, 2703 nucleotides long. Its product is annotated as L-type lectin-domain containing receptor kinase IX.1-like. The transcript has a single exon. Gene Ontology annotation, molecular function: protein kinase activity; ATP binding; carbohydrate binding. Gene Ontology annotation, cellular component: plasma membrane. The coding region runs from base 550 to 2508 and encodes 652 amino acids. NCBI's taxonomy places the organism in Eukaryota, Viridiplantae, Streptophyta, Magnoliopsida, Cornales, Cornaceae. Gene Ontology annotation, biological process: protein phosphorylation. The record is from RefSeq and is a predicted model, not a curated record.
AAGACUUGAAAAUGAGGAUGAGGACACAGAUUUGGGAUGAUAAAAGUGAAGAGCAUUUUGGGAAUAAGUUUUAAUGUACUUGGGUUAUGUAAAUUUUAUUGUAUACUUGGUGCUUAAACAAAAUGCAUAGCAGAAGAGAGAGAGAGAGUGAGAAAUAAGAAAAACAAAUAUUUUGUAAGCAAUGCCAAUCGAGGCCUGGUCAAUAAUUUAUUUAGGCUGUGUUCGACUAUAUAAAAUUGAAAAAAAAUAAUUUAAAAAAUUAAAAAAAAAUAAUUUAAAAAAUUGAAGUAAAAUUUUCUCUACUUUGACCGAUUCGAAUUCAAAACCCCAAUUCCCUGCGAACACAACUUAGAGUAUACUCUGGUCAUUUUCUGUUUAGUAAAAAGAGGAAGCUCAUAAUAGUGCAGGCUGUGCAGCAAUUAUGAGUCGCACUAUAUAAAAAAAUCCUAUAAAAUAGGAUACACUUCAAUCUUCCUAACUCAUAAUUUCCUUCAGUUAAUAACUGUUUUUCUGCUUACAACUUCUUUAAGUGUAUACCCUCCUCAAAUCAUGAAGCUAAGCUAUUCUGUUCUCUCUCAAUCCAUGAUCACCUUUUUCUUCUUUCUUCUAUUCCCUUUUGCGUCUCCACUAAGCUUCAAUUUCACAAAUAUUGGACCCAACAAUACCAGAGACAUAAACACCACACAAGAUGCUUAUAUUUCAGACCAAGGCAUCCAAAUCACUCCAGAUCCAGAUGAUUAUCAGCACAAUGCAGCGUCGUUAACCUGGAAAGUUGGUCAAGCCACGUAUGUCAAACCUCUGCACCUUUGGGACAGAGCUGCAAGACAACUGGCGGACUUCAACGUCCAUUUCUCCUUCCUCAUAGUUCAAAGCUAUAAUUUCGAUAAUUUGGCUGAGGGGCUUGCCUUCUUCCUUGCUCCCAACGGCUCAAACAUCCCUGAUCUUGCAAAGGGGGGUCGGCUUGGUCUCACCAACAGUGACGAGAAAAAUAUUUUUGUUGCGGUGGAGUUUGAUACUUACAAGAAUGAUCAGUGGGAAGCUGGCUAUCCUGUCGGUCACGUAGGUAUCGAUAUCAACUCUUCAACCUCUGUUGCUCAUAAUUCAUGGUAUAAUAAUUUUACGUCUGGGAUAACAACCGAUGCUUGGAUUAGCUACGAUUCUAGCUCACGGAAUCUUAGUGUUAUGUACACACUUGUUCAAAAUGAUUCCACGGUCGUAAAGCGUGACGUUGGUUACGUAGUUGAUCUUAGAGAUGUCUUGCCAGAAUGGGUUACUUUUGGCUUCUCAGCCUCAACAGGAGAUCUCUUCGAAAAAAAUAGCAUCCGAUCCUGGGAGUUCAACUCGACUUUACGAAAUAUUGAUGAUGGAAAAGGGGAAAACAAGACAGCACUAGUGGUGGGGUUGGGCGUUGGCUCGUGUGCUUUGGUUGCUGGGCUGGCUUUGGUCGGCUUUGUCUUAUGGAAGACAAAAAUUAGAGGGAAAAAACAACAAGAUCUCAUCGUUGAUCCGUCUAUGAAAGGAGAAUUCGAGGAUAGAGGACCUAGGAAGUUUUCGUACAGUGAAUUGGCUAGUGCUACGAAUAGCUUUGCAGAGGAAGAAAAGCUUGGAGAAGGAGGGUUUGGUGGGGUUUAUAGAGGGUUUUUAAGACAACUGAACUCCUAUGUUGCUGUCAAAAAAAUAUCCAGUGGGUCUAAACAAGGCCUAAAGGAAUAUGCAACAGAAGUAAAGAUCAUUGGACAAAUGAGGCAUAGGAAUUUAAUUCGACUCAUUGGUUGGUGUCAUGAUAAGGGUGAGCUACUAAUUGUUUAUGAGUUCAUGCCAAAUGGCAGCUUAGAUUCCCAUCUCUUCAAAGAAAGAAGCUUGUUAUCGUGGGAAGUAAGGUACAGAAUUGCUCAAGGCAUAGCUUCAGCAUUGCUCUAUCUACACGAAGAAUGGGAACAAUGUGUUCUGCACAGGGAUAUAAAAUCAAGCAAUGUUAUGUUAGAUUCUGAUUUCAAUGCUAAACUCGGGGAUUUUGGUUUAGCUAGGCUUGUUGACCACGGAAAAGGAUCUCCAACAACGAAUGUUGCAGGGACCAUAGGUUACAUGGCUCCUGAAUACAUCCUUACAUGGAAAGCUAGCAAGGAAACAGAUGUCUAUAGCUUUGGAGUUGUUGCCUUAGAAAUAGCAUGUGGAAGAAAACCCGUUGAUCUCAACAUCGAUGAAACUCAAACAGUCAUGGUGAGUUGGAUUUGGGACUUUUACGGAAGUGGAAAGCUUCUGGAAGGAGUGGACCAGAAACUAGGUGGAGCUUUUGAUGAGCAAGAAAUGGAACGCUUGAUGAUUGUUGGGCUUUGGUGUGCUCAUCCAGAUCCCAAUCUCCGGCCUUCAAUAAGGCAAGCAGUUCAGGUCCUUAGUUUCGAAUCUCCACUGCCUGUUCUCCCAUCAAAGAUGCCGGAGUCAGCAUCCUAUGAUUUUCCAACAAAUAUGCCGACAUCUUCAAUUUCUUCAUCAUCUGGUGGUACUUAAGUGUGCAGGAGACCCAAUCUAUUUUGUUCUCCAAAUAAUAAGGGAAGUUAUAAAAUCUAUAGGCCUACACUACUCUCCCGAAUAUUUUGGGUUUUUCUUGGUUUUAUAAUUUGUUUUUGAUAUGUUUGGCAGUAUUGUUCAAUUAUCUAUAUAUGAGUAAUGUCAUUGGAUAAUACCCCCAAGCGUUUUUUGGUA